This is a messenger RNA of Pantherophis guttatus, 8688 nucleotides long. It is a transcript of the gene DIAPH2, whose product is annotated as diaphanous related formin 2. The record is from RefSeq and is a predicted model, not a curated record. Gene Ontology annotation, cellular component: actin filament. NCBI's taxonomy places the organism in Eukaryota, Metazoa, Chordata, Lepidosauria, Squamata, Colubridae. Gene Ontology annotation, molecular function: small GTPase binding; actin binding. Gene Ontology annotation, biological process: actin cytoskeleton organization; actin filament polymerization.
GCAGAAGCGCCUCCCGAGCGCCCUGACAGCCGGGGCGGGCGAGCCGGGUACAAGGCGGCCAGCAAAAAGAAAGCGCCGGACCGGCAUGGAGGGCCAGGGGGCCGGAGGGGAAGACCCGCCGGGAAAGGGUACCCCGAGGCGGGGUGGCACCGGCGGGGGACGUCCCUCGGAGGAGGAGAGUAAGAAUAAACCCAAGCUGAAUCUACAGAUAAAAACUUUGGCAGAUGAUGUGCGGGACAGAUUAACUAGUUUUAGGAAAUCUGGAGUCAAAAAGGAAAGACUUCUUAUCCAGCAUCCUAUCGACUCACCGGCCUCUAUAAACGAAUUGCCAGUGGCUCAGCCACUGUUUGACGAACGCUCAAUGAAUUUAUCGGAAAAAGAAGUUAUGGACUUGUUUGAGAAAAUGAUGGAAGACAUGAAUCUAAAUGAAGAACGAAAAGCUCCUUUACGGAAUAAAGAUUUGACCACGAAACGUGAAAUGGUUGUCCAGUACAUUUCUGCAACUGCCAAAUCUAUAAUUGGAAGCAAAGUUCCGGGUGGUCUGAAAAACAGCAAACACGAGUGCACGUUGUCAUCGCAGGAAUAUGUCCACGAACUACGAUCGGGUAUCUCAGAAGAAAAACUUCUCAACUGCUUAGAAUCGUUGAGGGUGUCUCUGACAAGCAAUCCAGUAAGUUGGGUUAACAAUUUUGGACAUGAAGGCCUUGGGCUUCUCCUGGAUGUCCUUGAAAAACUCCUUGAUAAGAGACAGCAAGAAAGUAUUGACAAGAAAAAUCAACAUAAGCUUAUACAGUGCCUCAAAGCGUUUAUGAAUAAUAAGUAUGGACUACAAAGAAUACUGGGAGAUGAACGGAGCCUUCUCUUACUUGCCAGAGCAAUUGAUCCAAAGCAACCAAACAUGAUGACUGAAACAGUGAAAAUACUCUCUGCCAUUUGUAUCGUUGGAGAAGAAAACAUGCUCGACAAAAUUUUAGGAGCUAUAACAAUUGCAGCUGAGAGAAAUAAUGGAGAACGAUUUGCUAACAUAGUGGAGGGGCUCGAAAAUCACGAAGCUCUGCAAUUACAGGUUGCCUGUAUGCAGUUCAUAAAUGCCCUCGUGACUUCUCCAGAAGAGCUUGAUUUUAGGGUACAUUUGAGAAAUGAAUUCCUGCGCUGUGGGCUAAAGAAAAUAUUACCAGACCUAAAAGAGAAGGAGAAUGAAGAACUCGAUAUUCAGUUGAAAGUAUUUGAUGAAAACAAAGAGGAAGAUUCAAUUGAAAUGGCCCAUCGUCUCAAUGACAUCAAAGUGGAAAUGGACGAUGUGAAUGAAGUUUACCACUUGCUGUAUAAUAUGUUGAAAGAAACAACAUCAGAAAACUACUUUCUAUCAAUUUUACAGCAUUUUUUACUCAUUAGGAAUGAUUAUUAUGUACGCCCUCAGUAUUACAAGAUAAUAGAAGAAUGUGUUUCACAGAUAGUGUUGCACUGUAGUGGUAUGGAUCCUGACUUCAAAUGUAGAGGAAGAUUGGAUGUAGACUUCACACAUCUUGUGGACAGCUGUGUGAACAAAGCAAAAGUUGAAGAAAGUGAGCAAAAAGCUGCAGAUUUUUCCAAAAAGUUUGAUGAAGAAUUCACAGCUCGUCAGGAGGCGCAAGCUGAGCUUCAAAUGCGUGAGGAGAAAAUCCGACAACUUGAAGCUGAAAUCCAGCAGUUGCGAACCCAGGGUUCUGCAUCUUCAAGUGGUGGGCCUCCUCCUCCUCCGCCGCCCCCACCCCCUCCUCCACUGCCAGGUCAUUUGGUUUCUGUUGCCCCUGCACCUCCUCCUCCUCCUCCACUACCUGGAGUUCUGCCUCCUCCACCUCCACCACUUCCUCCUCCACCUAUGUUCAGUGGUCCACCAAUGCCACCACCUCCUCCUUUCGGGGGGAUACCUUCUGUCGUAACCGCACCAGUGCUGCCUUUUGGGAUGAAGCCAAAGAAGAAAUACAACCCAGAUGUAACUAUGAAGAGAAUCAACUGGGCCAAGGUUGAACCGCACGAGAUACAAGAGCACUGUUUUUGGGUGAAAGCUAAGGAUGAAAAAUUUGAAAAUCCAGAUCUGUUUGCCAAACUGGCGCUCACUUUUGCCACACAGAUGAAGGUGAAAAAGACAGUAGAGAAUGUGGAGGAGAAGAAGAUAAUAAUGCCCAAGAAGAAAGUGAAAGAAUUAAGAAUAUUGGAUGGGAAGACUGCCCAAAAUUUGUCUAUUUUCCUGGGAUCUUUUCGCAUGCCUUACCAAGAAAUAAAACACAUUAUAUUAGAAGUAGAUGAAGCAAAACUAAGUGAAGCAUUAAUUCAGAACUUGGUUAAAAACCUCCCUGAACAAAAAGAACUUAAUGCCUUAGCUGAACUGAAGAAUGAAUAUGAAGAUCUCUGUGAGUCAGAACAAUUUGGAAUUGUGAUGAGCUCAGUGAAACUGCUGCAGCCUCGUCUCAACGGGAUCCUUUUCAAGCUUACGUUUGAAGAGCACAUCAACAACAUCAAACCUGGCAUCAUGGCUGUCACGAUCGCGUGUGAGGAGCUGAAGAAGAGUGAAAGCUUCACUAAGCUUUUAGAACUUGUGCUAAUGAUUGGGAACUACAUGAAUUCCGGCUCAAGAAAUGCCCAAUCGCUGGGUUUUAAUAUUAGUUUCCUUUGCAAGAUUAGAGACACAAAAUCAUCUGAUCAAAAAACAACCCUGCUUCAUUUCCUGGCUGAUAUCUGUGAAGAGAAAUAUCAAGACAUCCUAAAAUUCCCCGAUGAACUUGAACAUGUAGAAAGUGCAAGCAAAGUUUCAGCUCAAAGUCUUAAAAGCAGUCUUGAUUCCAUGGGACAGCAGAUACAGCGUUUGGAAAAUGACAUCAAGAAGUUCCCCAAAAUAGAAGAUCCACAUGAUAAAUUCGUUGAAAAAAUGAUCAGUUUUGCCAAGAGUGCCAGAGAACAAUACGAAAAGUUAUCAAACAUGCAUAACAACAUGAUCAAGCUGUAUGAUAAUUUGGGAGACUAUUAUACUUUUGAUUCCAAAUCUGUGACCAUUGAGGAAUUCUUUGGAGAUCUAAGUGCAUUCCGGACAUUAUUUUUGGAAGCAUUGAAGGAAAACCAUAAAAGAAGAGAAAUGGAGGAAAAGACUAAAAGGGCCAAACUUGCCAAAGAAAAAGCAGAACGUGAAAAAUUGGAACGGCAGAAGAAGAAAAAGCAGCUGAUUGACAUGAAUAAAGAAGGGGAUGAGAUGGGAGUGAUGGAUAAUCUGUUGGAAGCACUGCAGUCUGGGGAAGCGUUCCGGGAUCGGAGAAAACGAAUGCCAAGGCCUCAAGAUAACCGGAAAGUAACAAUAGAAAGAUCCCGUUCCCGUCAGAAUGGAACAAUUGCAGCUGUAUGAUCAAGAGAUCCCCAUGCCAAAGGACUGCUAUUUUGUUCACUUCGCGUGGAAAACGUGAUGCAGACGGAGCGCGAAGAGCAGAAAUUAAAACUUAAAACCAGGAGAAUGAAAUAUUUUUUACGAACCUUCCUGUAUAGAAAAGAAAGAAGAAAAGAAAAAAAAAAACAACUUAGUGUAUAUUUACGAAGAAAAACUUCAAGAGCUUAAAGCAGUGUUAUAAAACGGCUCUAUUUCCUCCUCUUCCUUCUUUUUUUCCUCCUUUAGUUUGGCAACUAAGGGCAACCAAGGAUGCAGAUAUGAAUGAGGGAGUUAUUUGCAGCUCUCACAAACGAUGGGAAUGAUUAAUAUUUUCUUUUUCCAGUUUCAAUUAACGGCGUCGAAAGAUCAGGUCAGCGAUUCAGUUUUAAUUCUUAUUUGGACAUAAAAGGAAAAAAAAAAAUCAGCAUAUUAAUGAAUUUAGACGAACUGAUACAGAAGAUAAGGCACCGUCUUUUGCAAACACAGGGGAUCGCCAUCCCGUCAUUUUUUUUUUCUCGAUUCCUAUUUCAGGGUUUCAAGCAGGAUGGAUUCAGCUCUUUGAGUUUCAAUCAAAACUUUAUUACAAGUCUUCAGCCUCAGAGGUAGAAAGAUAUUUAUAGCUGCUUUAAAAGCAAGAUCGUAGGAUUGAACCAAAGUUAGACCUGCACCAUUUGCAAAUUCAACUAAAGAAGGGGUUUUUAAAUUGGGCACAUAUAUAAACUUUACAUCUAUAGCUUGAGAGGGGGAGAAAAAUCUUUCCAGACUACUUCUUUUAUCUUUGUUUAAUAUUUUGGAGUUUAAAUCUAUCAAUGAGUUAAGGAAUCAAAAUUAUUUUUCUUUGGUUUAGUCACACAAACUUUAUACACUGUUUGGGCUAGUAAAAUCCUAAUGAAGAAAGAGACGGCGAGGGAAAAAAAAAACCCUGAAUACUACUCACAAGCAUAUCACUCCCCUAUGUAUUUGGACUAUUUUAUCAUUUACAGCAAUUCUCACCAAUAAGUUUACAGAAGUAAUUUUGAUGCACUUUGGGAGGUGGCGAAGGAAGGCUGAUAUUACCAUUUUAAGUGUUAUUUGAAACUCAGGCAAACCAGCAACAAAAAAUAAUCAUGCCACAUCUAAGAUUCCUAAAUAUUUUUUUUUCUUUUCCUUUUUCAAAACUUCUACCGUGUACAUCAAUCGUCUACAUUAAAUGCAUGAAUUUUCCAUUUUAAUUUUCUGAAGCAUUUCUAUGCUUCAUAGAACAUCAAUCACAUAAAAAAAAACCUAUAAUAGAUAGCUAUCUAUAUAUUCUUUGCUUAUUGAAACCUAUUGCUCCUGCAUGGGCUAUAGAGAAAAUUGGCAAGUACGUAGGACUGCCUUGUAGAGAGAUUCUAGAUAAAUGCUAUUCUUAAUUUUCCUAUUAGACCAAGAAGAAAAAAAUGACUUACAAUACUGCCCACUCUUGUUCCAAAGAACACAGGGCAAGCUGAAGAACCUUCUUAUAGAAGUUAAACACUUACAGUAGACAACUAGAUGUCUUUGUAAGCGUUCCAGCUAAAGAAAGAAGGUCAACCUUGUCUGAGGACCUUUCAAUCUCUUAAAUUCAAAACCUACACCUCAGUAGGUACUUUCUUAUCAAGCAAAGUUGUGGAGUUGUUUGACGGCUUUACUUAUAUCUGGCAUAAAGUUCAAAAACUCUUACUAAUUUCACAGGGGACCGAUACGAUCUGUUGUUUUGUAGAAAUAGGAUGUCAUCUAGGCGUACUAGUAUCCUUGACAUAUUGCUAACAGAUGUUUCUGACAAUCACUAACAGUUUUAUUAAAAGAGGAAGCAUUGUGAAAUGAUCUUUGUAAGAAUUUAUAAAUAGGCAAACAAUGAUGUUCCUAUCAGUCAGAUUUACCUUACGUUUCAUACAUAAAGUCAAAAUGAUAACUUAUGUGAAUGGCCAAAAUGUUUUCCGAUAUACGGCGUUUACAAAUGAUACAGUGAAACUCAGAGAUGACAUAAGUCAUUUCCUACUAAUUGAAAGCCAAAACGUUCACACCAUUAUCAGAGCGUCUUAAACAUAACUUUCUUUACUUGAUGCAGAAUUUUUUUUUUCCUGAACAUUACCGAUUUUGGCUGUUUUAUUUUUUUCAUUUCCUGACAUUUUGCUGGUGAGCCAACCAGUCGUUUGCAACUAGAGAUUUUAGAGAAAAAAAAAAUCUAAAAUGGAACAAAUGCAGCAUAUUCUCUAAACAUGUUCUGGUACUUUCUCAGCCCACUCACUCUGCUGGAAUAUUUUUAUGUAAAUUAAAAGACAUGUACCUUAAUAAAGCAAAGAGAAAAAUAUAUAUUGUAAAUAGAGGAUAUUUGUAUUUAUAAAAAAAAAAAAUCCAAGAAGUAUUUUCUGAACUUCAUGUUGGAUUGUUGAAUCUUUUGAUACUUUUUAUUCACUUUAAACUUUCAAGGUUUUUUUAAAAAAAACAAACAAACAAGAAAACAACCUUGAUUUUGCUAUUGAUGUGAUUCCUGUUUUGUCAUAUGUUUACUUGGUGAUUUAGGAAAAUGUAGUCUAAAAGUCAAAACAUCUUCCAAAUCUGCCUUGCCUUAUUUGCUAAUUUUAAGAAGGAAAAAACCACCAAAUGCGUUCAUUGCUUGCAAAUACACACAGAGACGUAUAAAUGCAUGGACAUUUGCAUAUACACACAUAUAAUAUAUAUAUAUUUGUGUGCAGGGAAAAAGAUUUAAAAGAAUAAACCAAGAAAAAAAAGUCAGAAAUUAAUGGCGAGGCUUUAAAAUAUCCAUAGCAUAUAGAGCUGUUUGUAAGUAUUAUUCUAAAACUCUCAUUAGAUGUAUGAAAGAAAGCUAAAUUCUGUUGUUUUAUACUGUUGUGCAAAUCAUAUAACAUACUGCACACAUACACACUUUCAUUUUCUUAAAAAUAAGUAAGGUUUUGCUCUGUACUACUCGCUUUUCAAAUAAAGUUGGCCACAGGUGUUUUAAGAGGCUAUAAACAUAGUUUGCGCUUUGAUCUUGCAACCAUCAUACCCAGCAUCUAAGUGAUAGCGUGAAGAUGGAAAUAAAAUUUUGCUAAUUUUUGUAGACAUUUGCUUUGAUGCUUUGUAAUCAAACCACUUUGGUCUGACUGAUGCUUUGUAAUCAAACCACUAAGAAAAAUUUAUAAAUAAGUCACCUUAAAUGGCUUCUAGAUCUGUGUAUGUAGAUGACUAUGACUGAAGUUUACCUAUCAGUUCUGAUCACCAUGUACUAAUUCCUUCCUUCCUUCCUUCCUCCCUCCCUCCCGCUUCCCCCCCUUCCUUCCUUCCUUUCCCUUUCUCUCUCUCUCUCUCUCCCCCUCUCUCACACACAAACACAAACACAUACACUCCUCUAAUGUUAUAUACCUAUAUACCCACGUGCAUACAUACAUGCAUAAUGUUGUAUAUAGAUACUAUCUCAGAAUGCUGUUUUACUACACAAGGACUAUUCUUUUCUUUUUUUUCUUCUCAAUUAAAAAGAAACUAACACUGGGUCAGGAAGUUUAAAUCUAAUACAUCCUAAACCUGAAAAUCUGAAUUCGAAUGAGACCACCCUGAACUGAAGAACAUAGUUUCUCUUCGUUUCUUCGCCCACUACUAUUUUAUUAUAGAAAUGAAGAUAAAGCAAAUAACACAUCUCCCAAACCUAAAACAGCCGUGGGCUUCAAAAAUUUUAGCAAGGGGUUCUCUGCUCGGUUGCUGGGUGUGUGUGGCCAUGGUGAGCGUGGCCUAGUCGGCCUCUUGCACCAUGGCCGGGGGGUGGGGUGUUUUGCCCUCCCUGGGCUCCGGUGGCUUUUCUCGAGCCUCCGGGAGGGCAAAAGCAGCCUCCCCAGGCUCCGGAGGCCCUCUGGAGGGCGGAAACGGGCCUUUUUCCUGCCUUCUCAAACUUCCAGUAGGCCUGUUUUUCACUCUCCCCAAGUCUCCGCGUACUUACCUGCAUCCAGAAUGGGCCACAUGGGGACUCCUUGGAGGGGAGGGGCAGGAUGGGCGGGGCCAGCCAGGAAUCUCCGAACUGCAUGGAAUCUUAGCUAGAGUUUAUCCCAAACCCCCAGCAGCCCAUCCCUGGAUGGAUAGCAAACAAAUUUAAGAAAUACAUUUCAGAAAUUGCCACUCCUCAGUUAGUUUGACCCUGCCACUCUUGUUUCAUAGCUUAGCAGUCAGUCCUGGAAGUGUGGAUGUGUCAGUUUAAAUGUAUAUCGGUAUAUUAAGGUCAAUUUCCCAUUCUACAGUUCUGCUUCUAGCAUUAUUCUAAAGUUGUAUUAAUAAUCACGAAUGCUAUUAUAAGCAGUAAAAGCCUCACUAUACCACAUUAUAUCAACAUGUUAAGUAAGACAUGAGGUACUUGCUAUGUAUAUUCUAACAUAUAUAAAACUGCAUACAAGCAGAAAUCUGGAAUAUUAUUAUUACUGUGCUCUAAUACUUAAAAAAAUGUUUCAUUUAAAAGUGUGAGAGCUUCCAAUACUUGAUGGUUCCCACAUCUGAAUAAAUACCACUGAAAGAAUAACUACAACAAAAACGUCUAUUUGACACCAACUGUUUUCUGUGACCUGAUUCUAAUCUGAGCUGUUAUUUUCUCAUUAAAUAAUCUUCUUUUUUUUCCAAGCAAUUCUUCCACAAGCUUUUCAGAACGCAUGACAUUCUUCAGAUCUUUAUAUUUGCUAGUAAUAGCCACAAAACUUUGCACUUUAAAAAGUUUGAAGAAAGAAUAUUUGGGGCUGGGGAUAUAUAUAUAUAUAUAUACACAUGCUGAUCAUUUUUCCACCUGCUUUGGGCAAACAGCUUUCAAAGCUGUAUUUAAAUUUCAAUCUAGUUAAAAGCAACUUCUAGGUCAGAUCUAUUUCAAUAAACAUUAACCACGAAAUUCUCUUUUGGCUGGUAUUAAAUAUUUUUGAUAAGACGAGUACAUUAUUAAUGUGCACUAAAAAAAAGCCUAAAGUAUUUCUAUGUAAUGCCAACAUUCCUUAUUUGCAAAUGAAAACUUGUUUCAAUUAUUUUAGAGCUGGGUCAACCACUGAUCUUCUAAACUUGUUUUAAAGAAAUUGCUUUUGCUUUCAAAUAUAUUGUAUAUAUUUAAUAUUUUUAACACCAUUAAAGAUUUUGGGGGUGGAUUUUCUUUUUGCUUGAUUAGAUAUAUAUUUGUUUAGAAUGGAGAAUGCCUUCUGUAAUAACUAAUUUUUUUUUAAAAAAAAUCUAAAACGAUUCUAUUCUUUUUCAACUGUCAACUGCUGCUGAUACACGUUAAGAAUAUAACAAUGCUCUCAUUGAACAUAUUAAAAUCAGUCUGCUUUGUUUCA